Messenger RNA from Vigna umbellata (rice bean), 1590 nucleotides. The record is from RefSeq and is a predicted model, not a curated record. NCBI's taxonomy places the organism in Eukaryota, Viridiplantae, Streptophyta, Magnoliopsida, Fabales, Fabaceae.
UUUUUCUAUGACCUCAGAAAUUAUUACAUGGUUUUAUAGCGCCACGUGCUUCAGAUUUUUAAUUUACCAGUAAAUGUAACUCAGUUAUGUAUCACAUGGAGAUCAGUUGGGGUCAUGAUGUUCCUGAUGCAUGUAAUAAUUUGUGUUUCAACCCAACCAUGCUUUUAAGAUAUUCAAUAUUUGAAAAUGAAAAAGAGAUCGUUCUUCCAAGAUGACAAGGACAGUUGAAAAACAAUGAACUUCUUUGUCAUGGAACCAAAUCAUUCUUCAAGUUAUUUUUUUAUUUAAAAAUGAAACUAAAAAACCCUUUUUUCGGGAUAGUGUGAUUCUUCUGACAAGGAAGGAAUAUAUCAUCUACUUACUCCAACAAAGUACCAAAGGAACGACAUGACUCAUUUUGCAGAAUAAGUCUUUAGAAACCUGUUAGUACAAUUUCUUAUUUAUUAAUAUCAAAUCAGAGGAAUUGGUUUAAACAUGUGAAACUGUUGAGCAGAAAUGAGAUAAAUUUCAAUUGCAGUAAUCCUUUUUGUGUAAUCAUUUUAUUUGUUUUUGGUGCAAUCAAACACUUCCUUCUUUUAGUGUAUCUCAAAGAAUGACAGAAGAAGCCACCAAUGAGAAUCCAUGGCCACCAGACACACAUAGCACGAGUGUAAUAUCACGAGCAGCCUUCGAAGUGGAUGAAUAUGAGAGAAUCGUGGAGAUUCUGCAUAACAGGUUUUCGAAAUUUGAUAAAGGGUAUUGGAGAGCCUCAUACAAGGCUCUUAUAUUACUGGAACAUCUUCUAACUCAUGGACCUAAAAGAGUUUCGGAGGAGUUUCAAAGUGACAUUGAUGUUAUUGAAGAGAUUGGACAACUUCAGCACAUUGAUGAGAAAGGGUUCAACUGGGGUUUGAGUGUUAGAAAAUUAUCAGAAAGAGUGUUGAAGCUCUUAAGAAACAAGGAUUUUCUCAAAGAAGAAAGAGCAACAGCACGUCACCUUUCUCAUGCAAUCAAAGGGUUUGGAAGUUUUAACCCGCGAAGCUCAGCAAUGGAUGAAAGGUUAAGUGACUUACCUUCUAAGAUUUAUGGGAGAUGUAACUCUUACUAUGAUGAUCGCCAAUAUGAAAAAUAUGAUUUCACAAGUUUGGGAAAGAAGCUCAGUGCGGAUGGAAAUAAUAGAGAGCUACAAAUUGUUGAAGACAUGGACAAUUCAAAGCUGCUAAAGCAUGAAAAUGAUUCAAGUUCAGCAGACACAGAAGAACAUCAUCCUUUCGAUGAUCAAGAGAAACUGACUGUAGCAUCCUUGCUUUCUGUGUGAUGAUAUGUUACAAGAAUUUACUUAAGAUAUAUGUAUAGUUCUUGAACUAAUCAUAAGUUUGGACAAUGUAGAAUCAAGGAAGGUGGUAUAAAUGGUCACUAUUUACGUAACGAUGAAAUCAGAAAUAUGGUUACUGAUGAGGGAACAAAGAUUAUUAAGUAAUUUGUCUAUCUGUUUUCUGUAGGAUGGAAUCUACUACACAGUUCUUAUAUUUAUGAACACGUGACAAGUUAAUUACAUUACAGUGCCUUUUGAACCAUACAAUGAUUUUCAGUAUUAUCCAAAAUGCUAUA